This is a messenger RNA of Lithohypha guttulata, 849 nucleotides long. RefSeq lists its product as uncharacterized. Gene Ontology annotation, cellular component: mitochondrial inner membrane. The record is from RefSeq and is a predicted model, not a curated record. Gene Ontology annotation, biological process: proton transmembrane transport; potassium ion transport. The coding region runs from base 1 to 849 and encodes 282 amino acids. Lineage: Eukaryota; Fungi; Ascomycota; Eurotiomycetes; Chaetothyriales; Trichomeriaceae. The transcript has 3 exons.
AUGCGCAUUUUCCUCCUGCCUCUGACGACCAGGCAAGCUCUCGUCUAUUGCCAACGCGCAGCGAAACCCGUCUCGGAGAGAACCAUUCUCGACAAGAUCACCCAGAAGACGACGGACACCUGGGCCAAGUGGGAGACCUUUGAGAAAGGAUGGCAGAAGCAGGUCGUCACGUAUGGUAAUCGUGCUCUACAGCGCAUACCGUACCAGGAAUGGGGGUUAAAGAGCUUUCCAUCCUCGAACGCAAAUCUACAGGCCGAACAAAUCACGGAUGAGACCAAGUUCGAUGUUGUCUAUCCCGCAAAUUUUGUGAAGGAAGCGGAUGUCCCCAAAGUGCUGAGCAGGCUUGCUAGAGAGCGCAAGCAGCUGCACUUCAACCGUUUUGUUGGCAGUCUGGUCGCUAUACCUUUCACCAUCCCUUUUGCCCUGAUUCCUGUCAUCCCGAAUUUACCUUUCUUCUACGUUGCCUAUCGUGCUUGGUCGCAUUGGAAAGCAUUGAAAGGCUCUGAUCACCUCGACUUCAUCUUGGACCACCGCUUGUUUCGACCCAUAACCACGGACGCUGUCCAGAGUCUCUACAAACGUUUCUGCCCGCAUCCAGCUCGGAACUUCGAGUUUGUCACGAGAUCGCAGGUCGACUCUGGUGAGGUACAAAAAGAGGAGCUUUUGCUAAGUGCAGGUGCUCACAACGAGGUAGCGAAGCUACUUGAAGUGCCAGAACUCAGUGGUGAAAUCGAGCGCGCUGUUUGGCAAGUUGAGCAGGAAUUUCGCAAACAAGAGCAAGAGAAGGAGAAGUUACAGCUUCCUUCACGUCAGAAUCCCUCUGGUGAAGAGAACGAGAAACGUCCAUGA